UGUGUCUCUGUGUGUCUCUCUGUGUCUCUGAGGUCACGGCCGUGUUUUUCUCUCUGUGUCUCUGAGGUCACGGCCGUGUUUGUCUCUCUCCCCGUGUAACCACCACCACCACCCUCUGUGCUGAACUCUCCCGAGUCCCAUUCCGCUAGUAGCCCCCCGCCAACCCCUCCCCCCUCCCCUCCCCCUCCCCCCGCCCCCCCGCCAUGGGGAACUGCCUCAAGGCGGCGUCGCUGGACGACCUCUCCCUGCUGCACGACUCGGAGCCCGGGGACGCGCAGGCGGCGGGGCCACCCCCCCCCUACCAGCAACAGUCUGUUACAGGCUACGCGGGGGAUCUUUGUCUUUUGGUUGUGCAGGAGGAGGAGGAGGCGGGUGAGGCUCUGCCGCACUCGCUGGGGAGUGUGGAGGAGCAGGUCCGUGUGGCCCAGCGCCUGGGACUCAUCCAGCACCUGCCCCACGGCCUCUACGACGACGCGGGGCCCAGCGAGAAGACCGGUCGCGAGUGCGUCAUCUGCAUGCUGGAGUUCGUGAGCGGCGACGCCGUGCGGUACCUGCCCUGCCUGCACACCUACCACGUGGAGUGCAUCGACGACUGGCUCAUGCGCUCCUUCACCUGCCCCUCGUGCAUGGAGCCGGUCGACGCCGCGCUGCUCUCCUCCUACGGCACCGGCUGAUCGCCGCGGAGGCCCCCGCCGCCCCGCCCUGCUUCCCGCCGCGCUGCCGCCGCUGCCGCCGCUGCCGCCGCUGCCGCUCCUCCUCCCGCCCCUCCGCCUGUUUUCUCGCCGCCCCGGCCGAACGUCUUGGCGGCCUCCCGGCCGCGCGUGCCGCCCCUGCGGGGAACCGCCGCGGCUCGGUCCGCGGCGCUCUCCGGCGCCGUCCCCUGUCCGGCCGUCUGCGCGUCUCCGCGUUGGUUACCGGCGGCGGAGGCGGCGGCGGAGGCGGUGCCGCCGCACGUCCCGAGCGACCGCUCGCGGCCGGUCCUGGAGGGGGCGACGAGGCGGCCGCUCCCUGGGCGAGGACGCCGGGGGGCCGUGUGAGACCAGGACGCUCGCUGGGAUCGCGUGGCUCGUGGAGGCUCUUCGAGCUGCCUGGCGGGGGUGUGGGGGGCACGGUCUGUGCCGCCAGUCUUCGUGCGGGGGUCUGCGCCCCGACGACCCCCGACGACCCCCGACGACCCCCGACGACCCCGUGAUCCCCGUGAUCCCCGUGAACCCCGUGAUCCCCGUGAUCCCCGUGAUCCCCGUGAACCCCGUGAACCCCGUGAUCCCCGUGAUCCCCGUGAUCCCCGUGAGCUGGAGACGCGCGCCGACCGCGGCGCCCAGGCCGGUGGAGCCGCACCCGAGGGGCAGGACCCGAGUUUGCAUCCUGGACGUGGAUCGGCGGUGUAGUGCCGCAGCAUCGCCCUGCGGGUGGUCUCUGCCAGCCCGACAGAACUGCUUCAUGGAGGGGGAAACGCUCGGGUGGUCGUCUGUCAGGGUUUGACCCACGACAGUCAUUGGUACCGAGAUCUGGCACCGGUACCGUGUUGGACUUCAUUGCA
Messenger RNA from Petromyzon marinus (sea lamprey), 1540 nucleotides. NCBI's taxonomy places the organism in Eukaryota, Metazoa, Chordata, Hyperoartia, Petromyzontiformes, Petromyzontidae. The record is from RefSeq and is a predicted model, not a curated record.